UUUCAGAUGCCUUUGUACAAGCUCACCUACUUCGACGCCCGCGGUUACGCUGAGCCAGCUCGUAUUCUAUUCCAUCUUGCCGGAGUCCCAUUUGAGGAUAACCGUCUCACUCACGGAGAUGGAUCCUGGGAAAAGAUUAAAGACAAAACCCCAUUCGGACAAGUCCCGGUCCUGUCUGUCGAUGGAUUUGACAUCCCACAAUCUGCUGCAAUCAUCCGCUACCUUGCCAAUAAAUUUGGUUAUGCUGGAAAAACACCAGAGGAGCAGGCUUGGGCUGACGCUAUCGUCGAUCAAUUCAAGGAUUUCAUGGGAGCAUUCAGACAGCUCAUCAUGGCUCAACGCUCCGGAAAGCCUGCCGAAGAGAUCGCAAAAAUAUCGUCAGAAGUCGCCAUUCCAGCUAGAGAUUCGUACUUUAAGAUUCUCAAUGGGCUUCUUGAGAAGAGUAAGUCUGGAUUCCUAGUUGGAGAUGGUCUCACUUUCGCCGAUAUUGUUGUCGUGGAGAACUUGACUACGUUGGAGAAGAACCAAUUCUUCACCGCAUCGGAGCAUCCAAAGUUGUCAGCUCUCAGAGAGAAGGUCCACGCAGUUCCAGCCAUCAAGACCUGGGUCGCCACUCGUCCAGAUACUCAAUUCUAAAUUUGAUCUGAUUUUGGAAUUGUUUCUUUAAUCCUUAUUAACCGAAUAAAAUAUUUUUGAUAUUCA
Messenger RNA from Caenorhabditis elegans, 702 nucleotides. It is a transcript of the gene gst-39, whose product is annotated as glutathione transferase. The transcript is spliced from 2 exons. Gene Ontology annotation, cellular component: cytoplasm. Bases 7 to 636 code for a protein of 209 amino acids. Lineage: Eukaryota; Metazoa; Nematoda; Chromadorea; Rhabditida; Rhabditidae. The record is from RefSeq and is marked reviewed. Gene Ontology annotation, molecular function: glutathione transferase activity.